UAAUAUAAACAUUUAUACUGUAGUUUGACCACUAUAAGUUAAUGUUACAUAAUUAGUUAAGCAUUUUAAAUUAUACUAAUUUUUUYGUUAGGGAUACAGUAAUGGUAGCUCUGAGUUCUUGGAUUAGAGGAAAACAUACCUUAUUAAUAUGGAGUUCGGCAAUUGCUGUUUUAAUAUUUCGUUCAGAAUUGGUUAUUUAUCUAGGUAUUAUUAUACUGAUGGAGUUGUUAUAUAAGCGUCUGAAUCUAUUUAGGGGAUUAAAAAUUGGAUUUUUUGCGGCAACUAUUGUUUUGAUUUCAAGUAUUGUCAUUGACUCUAUAUUUUGGGGUCGCCCAGUAUGGCCAGAAGGAGAAGUUUUAUGGUUUAAUGCAGUGCUCAAUAGAAGCAGUGAAUGGGGUGUAUCCUUUUCAACCAAAGCAGUCAACUUUUUUAUGCCAUAAUAAAUAUUAUGAUGGUUGUUCAUAUCUACUAUUAAAUAAUGUUACUUAAAUAAUUUUUGUA
Messenger RNA from Diuraphis noxia (Russian wheat aphid), 501 nucleotides. It is a transcript of the gene Alg12, whose product is annotated as Alg12 alpha-1,6-mannosyltransferase. Gene Ontology annotation, cellular component: endoplasmic reticulum membrane. Gene Ontology annotation, molecular function: alpha-1,6-mannosyltransferase activity. Gene Ontology annotation, biological process: protein N-linked glycosylation. The record is from RefSeq and is a predicted model, not a curated record. NCBI's taxonomy places the organism in Eukaryota, Metazoa, Arthropoda, Insecta, Hemiptera, Aphididae.